Molecule: messenger RNA, 3435 nt
Organism: Lytechinus pictus (painted urchin)
Lineage: Eukaryota; Metazoa; Echinodermata; Echinoidea; Temnopleuroida; Toxopneustidae
Exons: 4
Coding region: 189-920 (243 amino acids)
Source: RefSeq, a predicted model, not a curated record
AGGCCUACCGUACACAGUAAUAAUCGAGCGAUUCUGACUGAGCAAGCUGAUACAAGUCAACGCAAAAUAAAUACAUUCCUAGGUCAUAUAUCUGUCAAAAGCAAUUCCUGCUAGCUCAGUGAGUUAGGCGACAGACUGGAGAUACAACGGAGACUCAUCGAGAGGUUCGAGUCCAACCAGAAGUUAUCAUGGAUGACUACAAGUACACAGUAAUAGAAAAAGUUAGACAGAUGCCUCUGCUGUGGGAUCCAGAACAUUUUGAUUAUAAAAACAAGGAUCAACGACAGCUAGCAUGGGACAAGCUUGAAAGUGAUAUGAAGCCGCCCAAUAAAGGGGUGACAGUGAAACAAACUUGGGAAGGCUUGAACCGUGCUUUCAACAGUGCCAUGAGUCGACGAAAAAAGAAGACAUCCGGUAGCGGCCAAGGCAACGAUAAGCCAUGGAAAUUCGAAACAUCAAUGGGUUUUUUGAAAGCUGUCAAAGAGAGAAGGAGCACUAUAUCCAAUCUGGAGGAGAUUGAUGAUUCUGAUAGUGAUGAGAAUUGGAGUAGAGUGGUAUUGGAACAGGCCAUAGAUAAAUCGGGCAUUUAUGACGUCCAUGAUGAUGACGAGGACAACAUGGCUCCAUCAACGUCAUUCAGACCCAUUCCUCAUAAACCCAAUUCAAAGAGGAAGGCAACUGAUGAUGUGUAUGACGACACACAAGCUGGAUUGUACAAAGUUAUGACCCAAUGUCUGGAAGAAAAACAAACAUCCCCUCGACUGAAGUUCUUUGAGUCAAUUAUGCCACAGGUUGAUGAAAUGACAGAUGAUUGUUUUUUAGACUUCCAGAUAGAAGUUCUGAACUCUCUCAAACGUUUCCUAUAUGAUCCUGGCCCCGAUUGCUCAAACUACAGUCACCCAAUGACCCCAGCAACAUGAUUAAUGUCAUCGUCAGAUUUUUAUUACAAGAAAACUAUAAAAAAAAACUGACCCAACUCCACAGGGGAUCAUUUUGGGCAAAUCAGUUAAAACUGAUUUAAUUAAAUUUGUUUAAUUAUAUUAUAUCUGAUCAUGAUAUAAAGCACUGUAUCAGAAUAUCAGUCUGUAUAUGUCGUUCUUGUUUUUUUUUUUGUUAACCGUCAAGUUUCAGUUAAUCGGAGGAAGUCAAUUUGUCUCGCCUGCAUAGCAGAGCUAGACUAUAGGUGCAAAAGCGGCGGCAGCGUCAGCAUUGCAAUCUUAACCUAAGGUUAAGAUUUAAAAUGUCAUCAUAACUUAAAAAAUAUACGGACUAGUUCAUGAAACUUGGACAUAAGGGUAAUCAAGUAUUACCGGACAGCUCAGUCGGUAGAGCGGGGGUUUCGGAUUCAGGUGACCCGAGUUCGAUUCCCAAGUGGUGCGCUAGUGCCCUUUGGUAAGGGAUUUAUCCUCAUUUCCAGGUCCCUCGGAGAGGACCUUAAGCCAUUGGUCCCCUGGUUGCUUGCUCACAGGCAUUCGUGCUUUCUUAGCAGUCAGGUAAAAAAACCUCGGUAUAUAAGUUUCAGGUCACGUGACCAAGGUCAAUGGUCAUUUAAGGUCAAUGAACUUUUUGCCAUAUUGGGGGUAUUUUGGGGGAUUGCCAUUAUAACUGAAAGUUUAUGGAUCUAGUUCAUGAUGAAACUUAUCAAAAGAGUAAUCAAUUAUCACUAAACGCCCUGUGCGAGUUUCAGGUCACAUGACCAAGGUCAAAGCUCAAUGAACUUUGGCCAAGUUCGGAGUAUUUGUUAGAUUACCAUCAUAACUUAAAAAGUUUACGGAUCUGGGGCGGUAUUCUGAUGUCAUUUGAUCUUUAAAAUUUUUUUUUUUUAUCUCUUAAAAUGAAAUUGGUAUUCUGAGAUGACAUUUUAUCUCUCAGAUAAAAUUAAAAUUUUUAUCUUGCGUAUGAAUUUUAUCUUGCGUAUCUUUGAUGAUACGCAAUAGAGCAGUGGCUGCGUAGACAUACCCAUCGCGUAGCUGGCCAUUGCAACGCGAGUGAUGUGCUUGCGCCUAAGUUACUUUGAAGAAAAAAUAUAAUAAACUUAAAAGAGGGUAGGGGCUAUUUUAUCUCCGCGACGUUGAUUUCGUCAAUAUUUCUAGGUGAAUUAACUCCAAAUGUUGACAUGAAAAUGAAGAAAAAUUGUAUAUUCAUUGAGACACCUUAAAGUUAUUCCUGUACAAUCGGGAAGUAUUUUCAUAAGACUUUCCUUGACUAAUAUUGUCUUUGAAGUGAUGCUUGAAAAGUGCAAAAUAGACUUCGAAAAAAAGAUGAGAGUAUUGUCAGUUUUGUCAAAAAGAAAUCUCUGAAAGACGCGCAAGCGUAUAGUGCAAGCGUAUUUGAAGGCAAUAAAUUGACGCAAUCUCACCUCUUCGCCACACCUCCUCGCGGAAUGGAUUUCCAUUGGUUGAGUGAUAUGAGAGAGAUAUAAAAGCGCGUUUCUAAUUGGAUAUUGAUUAAAAAAUAGGUGUGUCUUACAGAUAUAAAAUAAAGAUAAAAUUGUUCUCAGAAUACCAAUUCAUAGAGAUUUUAAGGGCAUUUUAUCUCACUGAUUUUAACGGAUAUAAAAUGUUUCAUUUUAUCUGAGAUAAAAUGGAUCUCAGAAUACCACCCCUGAUUCAUAAAACUUGGACAUAAGAGUAAUCAAGUAUCACUGAACAUCCUGUGCAAGUUUCAGGUCACAUGACCAAGGUCAAAGGUCAAUGAACUUUGGCCAUUUUGGAGGUAAUUAUUAAAUUUCUGUCAUAACUUUCAAAGUUUGUGGAUAUAGUUUAUGAAAUGUGGACAUAGGGUAAUCAAGUAUCACUGGCAAGUCUUAGGUCGCAUGAUCAAGGUCAAAUAUCAUUUCGGGUCAUUGAACGUAGUAUUGUAUCGUUAUAUGAAUGUUUUUUGUGAAUAAUUUUUUAUAGUAGUUUUCAAAGCCAACACUGCUGCUAUAUUAAAUCGUAUAAUGCAAGUGAGACUGCCAGAUGCACUCCACUGGUUUAAUCAUAGAGUUGGGUCGACUUUGCAUUCAUACAAAAGUUUGGUACAUGUCUAUAAUAAAAUAUUAGUUCUGCUACAUAGCAUCGUUAUCAAGCACGUUACAUGUAUUUAUUUUUGUGUAUGUAUGGUGAUUCGGUGUGUGAGCUGUGUUGUGUGAUAGUGAUGAUGUGAGUGAUAUGCAUUUAAGCGCAAGAUUAUUUAACCCUAAUAAGACGGGUAGGGGGCUGAUUAACCCCCCCUCAAAAUUUUGUGACCUCAUUGCUCGCUGGCUUUCUACUUUAAGUCUGGCGCAAACUUUUGAAAUCAAAAUUGUGACCCCCAGGUACGCGGUUCCAAAAUUACGGAAAAUUUUGUAAGUGCAUGCAGACCUAAAAUUGCUCAAAAAGUGAAUUUGUGUACAAAUCCAAUGCAAAUAGUGUUUUUAGCCAAAAUUCAUAGAUGUAUCAUUAAAUUAUCAUU